GUCGCCAAUCGUGAACAGGUCUGCAGUCGCAUUGCUACAUCGAUCGCAUCAUGGCGGACGGGUUCGACUACGACGUCGAUGACUACUACGACGAAGAUUGGCUGUACGUCGAGGACGAGUUCGAUCUGGCCGUAUGUGAUCAGCCUCGCUUUUGCGGAGAUGGAAAUCAUGUUGACACUUCUGGCCGAUGCAGGAUGAGCUUGCCGAAACGCAAAUCGCCGAACCAGGCUAUGCUGGCACGAAUUACGAGAUCAAUGUCGCCGGUUACGAAUUUGAGCUGUUCGAUUACUGGAACGACCUUGAAUAUGUGGAUAACGCCUACUGGGACGGUGUAUCUGUGCCGAGUCGUGAACUUGAUCCGCACGAGAAGAGAUUGUUCGGUUCCGCGCGCGGUAAGAAGCUUAGGGCCAAGGAUACCUCGGGCCUGUCCAGUCGCGGGUAUGAUCCCAUUUCCUUUCGCAGCCGCACGGAGCGAGACCAUUACGUCGCCAAGAAUCUCAAAACCAUCACAUCGCGCACACCUGUCUAUGCGCUCUUUCCAGACUGGAGAGUCCGGCUCACGAACGAGCCCGAGCGAAGACAACCUGGUUCCACAACAUUGCCUGUCCUGCCAGAAGUGGCUGACGCGGAGUCCGCUGAUGGCGCGGACUCGGAGAUGGAAUACGAGGAGGAGGAUGAGGAGGAGGACGAGACCGAUGGUGGUCUACAAAUAGACCCUGAGAUGCUCAAGGCUAUCUUGAAAGAUAAGCUUGGACAAGCAGGCCUUGACGGGCUCGACGAAGGCGCAUUCAUGGAGACGAUAAGCAAGCUCAUGUCAGGGGAUGACACUGCGGCUGAUGGCCUCGCUGACAGUCUCCUGGGAAAUCUGUCGAAUGAGUCCGGCGGUGGUGCAUUGUCGAGCUGGCUGACCGGACAAGGCGUGUCCCUCGAUGAUGGCGAAGAAGAAGAUUUGGAGGAAGAGAACAAUGUAUCGAGUGCAGAGAAGACAACGAAGCCGUCGCCAACGGUCGCGGAACAACAACGACAACAGAAGCACCCUGGGAAGCGCGCGUCAGAGGAUGAUGCAAGCGAUGACAUUCCCCUGAAAAGACCAAGAAGACCUGGGAGCGAUAAAGCGGUAACAUCCAAGCUAGACGCCGGAGUCGAUGCAACCCCUGCGACAGUGACGCCUCCUUCCGAUUUGACCAAAGGCCCCGCGAAUCGCAAAUCCUCGCGCAACCAAGCAAAGCGCAAAGGCUAGAUCGACUCGCGGCCGAAUUUUCAAAGAUAUCCUUGAAAUUGAACUGAAAUAACAAAAAGAUAAUA
Dissoconium aciculare CBS 342.82 is the source of this 1305-nucleotide messenger RNA. RefSeq lists its product as uncharacterized. The transcript has a single exon. The coding region runs from base 188 to 1240 and encodes 350 amino acids. The record is from RefSeq and is a predicted model, not a curated record. NCBI's taxonomy places the organism in Eukaryota, Fungi, Ascomycota, Dothideomycetes, Mycosphaerellales, Dissoconiaceae.